Molecule: messenger RNA, 552 nt
Organism: Colius striatus (speckled mousebird)
Lineage: Eukaryota; Metazoa; Chordata; Aves; Coliiformes; Coliidae
Gene: FAM107A
Product: family with sequence similarity 107 member A
Exons: 4
Coding region: 1-552 (183 amino acids)
Biological process (GO): regulation of actin cytoskeleton organization; actin filament bundle assembly; actin filament polymerization
Cellular component (GO): neuron projection; stress fiber; synapse
Source: RefSeq, a predicted model, not a curated record
AUGCAGGCGCGAGCGCAGCCGGGCAGGAGCAGCAGCGUCAGCUCCCACAGCCCCAUGUCGUGGGGCACAGGGCAGCACCUGCCCCUGGGGCUCCCCAGGGCCACGCUGCAGAAAUCAGCAUCGAUGUACACGGAAAUACAGCGACCAGAGGGUGAGAAUAUCCUGACCCACCCAGACUACAUAGAUGGAAACCCAGACCUCAUCAAACCUAAAAAGCUCCUAAACCCUGUAAAAGCCUCAAAGAGCCACCAAGAGCUGCACAGAGAGCUGCUGAUGAACCACAAAAGAGGUUUGAGCAUGGAGAGCAAACCGGAGCUGCAGCGGGUGCUCGAGCACCGUCGGCGAAACCAGAUCAUCAGGCAGAAGAAGGAGGAGGAAGAGGCAAAGAAAUUGCAGUCUCCUUUUGAAAAGGAGCUAUUAAAAAGGCACCAGAGGCUGGAUCAGUUGGAGAAAGAGCAAGAGAAGGAGGAAGACCAUGCACCAGAAUUCAUUAAAGUCAAGGAAAACCUGAGAAGAACAUCGACGGUGACUGGGGACGAGAAAGCAGCGUAG